AUGAACAUCGACAUCGCCGCCAUCGUCGCCGGGAUCGUCGAGAAGGCCCGCCUGCACGAAAAAUGGAUCGCACGUCUUCGCAUUCUGAAGACGUGCGGCGACCGUGUUCAAGCCGACUUCGACAAACUGGUCUUUUACGUGAGUUUUGGACGGAAUUUCCAGAAUGAAAGCUGCUUUUCAGUUCGACCUAACGCACAAGAUGAGAGGAAUUCACAACUUCACAAGCACAGAUGCUCGAUGGAUGAUUGUGAGUUUUCCUUUUUCAUAGACGAUUCACGGCUGGCUUGGGACGCAAAAAGGCGUGGCCUGUCUGCACUCUCCACUAACCAGGGCACUGUCUCGUCUCUUUUCGUGGCAGGACCCUUUUCUCGAUGGCUCAAGCCAGCCGUGAAUCAACUAUAAUUCCUAUUUUGUCAACCCAAGAUUCCUAAACCCUUUAAUAACACUUCGAAGACCUUUCGAGCUCCUAAAAGCCUCUAAAACAGCUUCAACUUGAGCAUCCCCUAAAAUUUUCCAGAAACUUUCAAACACUAGUUCAAGAAGACUACUUGAAGACGUCCGAACCUUUUCCAGAAACUCGCUCAGAAGAUCAUCACGACGCUGGACGACGACCUGGCGGUUUUGGAGAAGGAAAUCGUCGACAUGGACCUUCUCCACCGACGGACCGGCCAGAAACUUGUCAGAGAGGUCCUGAAAAAGGCCCAUAAAGUUCGUUAUGAGUGCCUUCGCCUCUCUGAAGCUUUGUCGCAUUUUCAGCACAACUGCGUGAGUUUUUUCUUUCACUUGGUUGUUCGUUCUUUUUAUAGGCAAAGUCGGAAAGGUUGGAAAAAGGCUCUAGAAAUGUUCCUUUUUUGCUGCCUUUUCGCGCCAUUUUCUCGGCCGUUAUGCACCAUUUUUGCUGCCUUUUCACCAUUUCUCGAGCCUUUAAAAUCUUAGAAAAAUGGAAGGCUCGAUAAAAGGGACUCUUUUUGCUGCCUUUCUGCAGCCUUUUCGUUGCCUUUUUACUGCCAUUUUGCUGCCUUUUUGCCACUAUCAACCAUUCCGACUUUGCCCGAGUCGGCACUCGAAUUUCAACGUUUUUUUCAAUAUAGAAGAUCUGGGGUUUAGAACUUUCGAAUCAAAAACUCUCUCAUUUUCAUAUCUUUGAUUAUGAUUCAAUCCACUUUUGAACAUCAAAUCGAGCUUCCGAAAGGAUCCAAAAUUAUUGACUCCAAUUCAAUUUUUUUUCCAGAAAUUCGACAUGAUUUACGCAUUGAUGAUGAAGGAGCUCAACUACAACGUCGGAUGUCUCAAGUUCGCUGUCUCUGAUGUCCCGGAUUUCGAAAAAAUUCGUCGUGAAAUCAGGUUCUAA
This is a messenger RNA of Caenorhabditis auriculariae, 1351 nucleotides long. NCBI's taxonomy places the organism in Eukaryota, Metazoa, Nematoda, Chromadorea, Rhabditida, Rhabditidae. The record is from the annotation of a GenBank genome assembly.